Meloidogyne enterolobii is the source of this 978-nucleotide messenger RNA. Lineage: Eukaryota; Metazoa; Nematoda; Chromadorea; Rhabditida; Meloidogynidae. The record is from the annotation of a GenBank genome assembly.
AUGGCAACAUCUGCACAAAGGCGUGAACAAUUAGAAUAUCAUCUAAAAUCCUUCAGGGAGAUAGCAGACCAAAGAGUUAAUGAAAAGAUAAUUCAAUGGAGUUAUCAUUUACCAGCCUUAGUAUCAUCAGCUAUUUUUAUAUGCCAAAUAGCUAACACAAUAAUAUUUGCAACUUUUGCUUAUAAUUUUGGACAGCUUAAUAAUUUAUUAUACGAAUAUAUGUUAGAAACCGAUGCUAUGAAUAUUACACUGCCAAAUUCAACUUCUAAAUUUAGAUUAGAUGGGGUUAAUGCUGAAAGAUUAACUCAGAUUGAUAAUCUAUGCCCAGCUUUGGCAUUAAUUCUUUCAAUAACACAAGCAUUAACAAUUCAUACAAGCAUUACAGAAUCUAUUUAUACUAUUCGCUUCAUAUUAGCAAAAUUAUUGAAUCAGUUAUUGGAACUAAAUCGAAAUGGUCGUCUCCCUAUUGAAGAUUAUUUUGAAUGCGAAUUUUUUAAUGAUGAUGAUAUUGUGAAACCACCCUGUUCCGGUCAAAUUCAUGAUACAGUACUGAGCAAAUCCUCGUUAACUGUUGUUAUAACAAUUCAUAUAAUUCCAAUAAUUAUUGCUGUAUAUUUGCUCAUUAAAAAUCUAAAGUCAAAUAAGCUUGAACAUUUAUUUCUUUACAUUGAAAGUGUCCCGCCUCAAAAUGCGUCAAAAUAUGAGAAGAAAAAUAUUUUUGGAAGUAAUGACAAAAUAUUCCAAAAUGAACAGAAAAAUGUGAGUGGAGGUAACACUAAUAAUACAAGCCUAAAAGAGACAAUAAAUGGAUUACUUGCUGGGUUUAAUGUUAAAUUUAUAACAAAAAAGAUAUUUUGUGAGCACAUGCCCAAAUCAAACAGUAAUCAUCCCGGAAGGCAAGGUUCUCACUCUAUUUCGGUUCGAAAUCCGAGGCAGAUGCAAACAAAUGAAAAACAGAAAGAUGAAACUUGUUUUUAA